Gallus gallus (chicken) is the source of this 16498-nucleotide messenger RNA. It is a transcript of the gene PAPLN, whose product is annotated as papilin, proteoglycan like sulfated glycoprotein. The transcript has 29 exons. The record is from RefSeq and is a predicted model, not a curated record. The coding region runs from base 7964 to 12085 and encodes 1373 amino acids. Gene Ontology annotation, cellular component: extracellular matrix. Gene Ontology annotation, molecular function: serine-type endopeptidase inhibitor activity; metalloendopeptidase activity. NCBI's taxonomy places the organism in Eukaryota, Metazoa, Chordata, Aves, Galliformes, Phasianidae. Gene Ontology annotation, biological process: extracellular matrix organization.
CCCUCCCUGAGGGAAGCACAGGGAGUUGGUCAUUCUCUUUUACUUGCAUCUCAAUACUGGAGUCCUUGCCAGGUAGGACAACUGCUAAAAUCCCGACACAAACUUUUUGCCCCUUAUUCUUGGGGCUUUGUGUCAGUGCCUAUAGAUUCAAAGGACUGAAACACCACAGAUGCUCACCAACCAUUGCCCAAGUAAGGGAAGAAGGACUAUGACAUAUAAAUCUACUUUAAAACCAAGAAAGAUUUACUUUCUUUGAUCAUCUUUGGAAACAUUUGUCUUUUCCAUGAGUUGCUAACUGCAGAGUUAGCGUAAAAUGUAUUGUCUUGUCUAAAGUACUUUUUUUCAUCUCAUUUGUGUGCUGAUUCAUCUUGGAUAGCAUUAAUAAAGUAACAAUAUGAAAAUUCCUUACAUUGACUUCUCAAGGCAAACUUGCUUGUGUUUUCUAGCUUAAGUCACUUUCCCAUAUUUCGCUGAAAUGAAGCCUAUCUUAAGACAGGCUUUUUUUCACUUGGAAGAGUCGGAAAGGCUUUUUAUAUGAUUUUAACUUGUUCUUUUCCUGAGCAUUAUAUCUAAGAAAAUUUCCCUUGUGUGUUUUAUUGGGAAUCCUAACUAUUGCUUUAUUGUACAGAACAGGUUUGCUAGGAGUUGGCACCAUUAGCAUCUGUUUGCAUAUCUGAGCCGAGUCUCAGUUAAGAGUUGUUACUGAAAAUCAGCAGUCAUCCUUAUUAUUUGUUUUUACUGUUUUAAAUAUAUACCAUUGGAGUACUGACUCCAUUAAGAGAUGCUUUAGAAUCCAUAGAAAUAUACAGAAGCCUUUCCACAUACUUGAAUGGAUUUUAGAUGUACAGCCUGAGGAAGAGUGAUAGAUGUUCAAUGCUAGAAAUCUUUGAACACUAAAUUCCAGUCUUACUCUUCCUAGAGCCGUUUCUGCUAUUCUGAAUUAUUAAUUUCUGAGCUGGUCUGACGUUACAGUGCUGGAGACUAUAAAAUAUGUAGUAACAGAAACUGUUGUUCAAGUUUAUGCAUUUGAAUCUCAAAUUCAGAAGGGAAAUCUGAUUUUCAAGCCUAGGCCAAUGUUAUGGUACACUGCUUAUUACCGAGCCUUACAUACAUUUUCAAAAAAGAAAUGUCAAAAACUAUUUGAAAUUUUCUGGAUUUGUCCCCUUACGCUGGGGCAUGGUACAUUGUGUUCCAAAUGAAAUUUGAAACUAUAGAUCAUCUCAGAACUAGAGUCCACAAGGUGCAGUUAAGAAAAGUGUGUGUUUGCAUUUGAGUUGUUUGAGUUGUUAGUGUGAAAGUUGUACCACUUUUCUCUCUUUUGUCUUAAUGCACCUAUCUAAUUUGAAGUUGUGAACCAUUUCAACUUGGUUAGCUUGGUUUAACUGAAAGAGUUCAGAUAUUUAGUCUGCGUUUUUGAAAGAGUUGUUUGCUAUUAUUAAAUUAAUUGGGUAAUUACUCUGAAAGACCCAUUGUUUAACCCCAGUAGCUAGAUAGAUCUAUUGUGCUGCAAGCAGACUAACCGGUAACUGCUGUGACUUCUUUCAGUAUUGGUACUUUGAAACUGAGUAUCUUGAUAGUUUUCUCUCCCCUUUCAGCUUAAAUUAAUGAUUAGUCUCCUUCUCCAGCAAAGCUACUGCAAAUAUAUACAUGAAAAAACAUAGCACUAGCAAAUUGCAGAUUUGCCUAAAAAACAGCCACUUUCAUUUCUCUUUUUAGCAUUGGGGAUUUAAUCUGGAGCAAAAAGAUGAGAGAUCCCCAGGAACUGUUGUAGCAAAGGUGUAUGAUGCUGUCAUAUCUGUGGAUGGCUAUUAAUGUGACACACAAAUUCAUAUGAUGUAUGUGAGGUGAGUCUGGAAGGUACACACUUGUAUAUUACAACACAUUCAGAACAGUUCUUGACUGAGCAGAUAAUUAUUAUGACUUUAAGCCAAAUAUUCAAGGGCUGUGCUCUACUAAAAAUGGCACAUCUCCUGAAUGCAGUGUAGAUACUGGCUUUUUCAGGCAUAGGAGACUGGUGCUUCUUGGAUAUGUAGAUAUGUAUCUGUACUUGUAUAGGGUACUCUGGACCUGUAGAUAACAACUGUUCUGCCAUUACUGCAGUGAAGAAUUAAAUAUGCUGGACAGUAAGCGUCGGGUGGACGGUACUGUAUGAAGAAAAUUCUGAAAAUGCUUUACUUAAAAAAAAAAGUAUUACUUUUGGCAGUUAUGCUAUUCAAAUGAGUAUAAUAGACUGUGGAACGUGUCUGCACUGUGAUUGCAUCUCGGUGGUAACUUGGUCAUUGGAAACGCUGAAACAAGAACUAGAAUGGAGUUCUUUUACACUCAAAGCAUUUGCUGUUUUCAUUUUUACAAACACUGGUUUAUACAUAAUCUGAAUUGAAUGUGAAUGUUUUUUAAACACCUUUCUGGUUCUUAAUAAGAUACAUUUUUGAUAGAUUACUGCAAAAUUUCCUGUAUUUGUUUAAUUAUUAAAAUAAAAAUUGCAUGGAUCCUGACUUAUCUUGUAUUUUAAAGCCAUCAUUUAAUGCUGCUAGAGGCCUAAACACGGUAGCUAUUUAAUGUGUAAGAUUCUUGGUUUAGUAUACAUAUGUAGCUUAUUUCCCAGUAGAAUAGCUUCUUAAAACUGAUUUCUGUAGAAAUACUUUGUUCUAAAUGGUAUCUUUCAAGUUAAACAGUUGGUCAAAACCUGUUGCCAGAACACCUGCAAAUUAUAUCUAAGGCACUAUAAAAGCUACUGAGGUUAUAUCCAAACACUACCUGUCACAAUGAAGUUCAAUGUUACCUAGGAAAAAAUAUGUGGGUUGUUCACAUAAAAAGCUUCAUGAACUGUAUUGUCAUUUUGGUUCUGACGUCAUGUAGAUGUGAUAGGAAAAGGUCCCUUAGCUUAGAAGCGUUUUUUGUUUUGUUUUGGAGAAGUCAUCACUACAAAGUUAUAUUUGUCCUAGUGUACUGACUGCUGAUGAAGAUGUUUCUUUAGAGGAUUACCUUGUCUCUGCAUGGAAGGUUGGUAUGGAAGACCAUAAGACGAAUCCAUUCUGACAUACAGAAAAUAAAGCACAGGCAUUAGGAGGCCUGCAUGGAAAAGCAACUCAUAACUGAACUUGGACAUAAAAAAGAUGUGUAUAGGAGGUGAAAGCAGAGACAGAUGACCCAGGAGGAGAACAGAAUUGCUGUCCGAUCACACAGGAAUAGGAUUAAGAAAACCAAGGCAAAUUGAGCUGAAUAUGGGAAGAAGUGGAAAGGGCAACAAGAAAGGAUUCUCCAACUGUUUAACAGCGAAGGGGAGACUUGAAAAAGAGAGAUGCACACCAGGAUGAAUGAGGCUGGUGAAUUUGUGACAAAUUAUGUGGAGAUAGCCACGUUGGUGCCUUAUUUGCCUCAGUCUUUAUUAUUAAGACUGGCCUUAAAGAAUCCCAUGCCACUGAGACCAGAGGGGUUACUUGGAAUAAGGUGAUAGAGGAGGACCAGAUUACUGAAGACUGGACAGGUUGCACACAUGAAUGCUGAGGCAGCUGGCUAAUGUCAGUGCAAGAUCAUUCUCAGUUGUCUUUGAAUUGUCAUGACUGCUGGAGAUGGUUCCUGAAGACUGGAAGACAGCAAAUAUCUCUCAUAUCUUCAACAAGAGCAAGAAGGAAUACUUAGAGAGCUACAGGCCAGUCAUCCUCCCUUCAGUCCCUGGAAAGGUGAUUGAGAAAUCAUGCUGGAAAGCAUUUCCAAGCACAUGAAGGGCAAGAAGUUGAUUGGGAGUACUUAGCUUGGACUUCAAAGGGCAAAUAAUGCUUGCGCAAUGCCUUCGACAGUGAGGUAACUAGCUUGUUGGGUGAUUGGAGAGUGGUUCGUACAGUUAACUUUGACUUUUUUUUUGACAGCUUUUGAUGCUGUUUCCCAUAGCAUCAUCAUCAGAGAGAGUAUGGUUUAGAGAAAUGGAUAGUGAGAUGGACUGAAAAUUGACAGAAAAUCCAGCUCCAGGAGGGAUGUGAUCAGCAGCAGAAAGUCCAGUUGAAAAGAAGUCACUGGGUGUGUACCUCAGGGCUCAAUAUUAGGCUCAGUACUGAUAAAUACCUUUUUUGUUGGUCUGGACAAUGGAAUGGAGUACACCCUCAGCACGUUUGCAGAUGAUACAAAACUGGGAGGAGUGGCUGGUUGAAGAGAUGACUGCCAUUUAGGGAGCCCUCAACAACCUGAAGAGAUGGACGGAAAGGGAUGACACAGAGUUCAAGGGGAAAUGGAAGGACCUGUAUCUGAGCAGGAGUAACCCCAGGCAUCCGUACCUGCUAGGGCAUGACCAGCUGGAAAACAGCGUGGAGGGAGGGACCUCAUGAACUAACAAUGCACCCAUACUGCAAGGGAGGCUAAUGGAAUUCUGGGGGUGGCACUGUGAGGGCGUGUCAACAGGUCAAUGGAGUUGAAUUUUCCUGUCUUCACAGUACUGGUUAGGCCAAAUCUAGUGUAGCGUGUCCAGUCCUGAGCUCUUAAGUAUAAGGAGGACUUAAUGGAGGAAAUCCAACGCAAGGCCAUUGAAGUGGUUAAGAGAACUGAAUAUCUAUAAUAUAGAGAGAGUUUGAGUGCUGGAACUGUUUAGUCUGGAGAAGAGAAGGCUCAAGAAGAUCUGAUUGGUAUAUACAAACUCCUGAUGGGAGGGAACGAAGACAAGAGAGCCAUACUUUUCUCAAUAGCACUCACAGACAAGAUACAAUAGUUACAAAUAAAAAACCAGGGAAUUCAAUCUUAGCGUGAGAAAAUACUUUUUUUACUGGGUGUGUGAACAAACGCUGGAACAGAUAACCUGUUGCUGUUGUGGAAUCUCUGUGGAGAUGCUCAAAACCUAAACGAGUCUGUCAUUCUGCAUGAAUGUAAAAUUUCCAUUGUGUGAUAACAGGAACAAAACAAAUAACUGUGAUUAAUCUGUCAUGAAUGCAACUAUUACAUCAUAAAUAUAAAAAGGAAGCUUGAGAUUGAAAAAAUUGUGUGAAGAAAAGUAUUCAGUAAAAAUCUGCACUUUGUAGGUUGUUUCCUCACGAAACAGAGUGAGCACUCAAAAUGGAACAAUUUGCUGCUGUAGCUGUCUUUAUUGAGUGCAUUGUUUUAGCAAACAGAUAAACCCUAAAUUGAAGUUUAAAAAAAUUCAUUAUAUUUAAGAGGCUUCUUCCUUUAGUUACUGUAAAUUCUAGAAGCAUGGGGCUUGAAGGGGGCAGCUGCAGUUGAUAGCAGUGCCAAAACAUGUGGAUUUAUCUUACUGAAGUUUGAGAUGUGAUUCCAAUUUUCUAAUUUAAUUACCAAUUUGUUUUCUUAGUCCAUUACAUUUUUAAUGUAAUCUUUUAGGAAUAGGUAGAUAAAUUUAUGUGAUUGACAGCAUUUGUUUGCACGGAGAGUUCAGCUUGGUCUGAGUAGUUGCUACCAAGUAUUUUUUAAUUACCUAGAAAUUGCAUUUGAAAUAUGCUUAAGGGUAAAUUCUGUCCUGUAAAUGUCAGGAAUUUGUAAACUGCAGAGAAACAAAAAUCACCCUUCAUCGACUGGAGCUAACAAUUCUUUUUACAGUGAGGAAACAAUCUAUUGCUUCCAGAGUCUGAAUUUGGUCCUCUUAAAAUAAAUUAAUAAAUAAAAAUUUCCAUUUGCUGCAAGAAGAUGAUUUCAGCUUGGUACCAGUGUAAUUGGAUUAGACUUACUUUUUCUUUGCUUUAAAAUAUGCUUUAAUCUACACUGACUAGAGUAAUGAAUCAGCUUCUGUGUUCAUAUUAAUUUUCUGAUUUCAGUAAUUUCAGAUAAGGGAUACAUGCUUUGAUCUGGAUGGUGCUGUAAUCGGAAUUAAGCAUUGUACUACUUACUGUUUUUAUUGUACAAGUCAGCAUGAACAUGCUUGGAGAAUGCCUCAGAGCUCAACUAAACAUUCAUAAUAUGCAGUAGCUGCGUAUCCGAUUGAAUCAAUUGUUUAUUUAGCCAUAGUCAACAAUAAAAUGCUAAUUACUGAUUGAAUAGCAUACUCAAAUGGAGGCCAUCCUGUUACCCUCAGGUUAUCAGCAGAAUUGUGCCCUAGGCACAAACUGUUUGCAAAUGCACAAAUUCUGUGUUCAUUUGUUACCUCUGAGGAAGGAGCUAAUUCCAAGUGAGAUGCAGUGGAAUGAAUACCUGUGGAUGUCAAGGGGGUGAUUUCUUAGAUCAGAAAUGGCUGGUGUCUGGCAGCACUGAGCAUGUGGAAUGGCUGGUCCCUGAUGCAUUCUGUUCAGAAAGGGGCUUGGUUACUGUCAGGACAAGAAAAACAUGAAAUACGUACUAUGUUGGAGCAGAGGUGAGAGAGCAAUGUCUGUCCUCGUAUCUAUAGCAAUAAUCGCUUCUAAAACUGUAAUCACAGCCACGUGGCAGCACAGUGCUUUUUUUUACCGCUAUUUUUAGUGCUCAUAACAAGAGAUUAAAGAGCAUGAUAAAAGCACAUGUUCAAAAAUAGUAAGCUGUUAUAAAAUAUGAUUUCCUUUUGGAAGACUGCAUUUAGUACAUGAUGAAUCCUGCAGGGGAGACGUACGCAUUCCCAGUCACUGCUAGGGUUUCAAAACUAUUUUAAGAAACCUGGCUGUUGUCAUAGUAGCAGUAAACCUCUUAAUCCCACUUCCUCUGGAGAUGAAGCUGUUUUGUACUUAAUCUACUUAAAGAUUGUCAGGGCUGUUUCUGUGACAGGGGACUAGGAAUGCAGCACUGACAGAGAUGCUACUUGUUGUCACCAGAAAGUUUAAUGAUUUUAUCUACUUCAGCAGCAUUCAAUUAUGAUUUGCUGAGGGACAGGUCUCAUUACAGAGUUAGUAGGAGGACCAGCACCUGGAAAGCUGGCCUCCAUUUUUAGCACUGUAUUGACACUGUCAAUUUGUUGGCAUGAUUAAAUGAAACUGUUCCUAGGACAUUUUAGGCAAGAGCAUGCCAAUGUCAUUGAUCUCUCAUAGUUUAAAAACAUCCUUUUUGAAGAAGUCCUUUCUUCCUGAAUGCUUCUAUUCCUUAGAGUUCCUGAGGCUUCAUAAACAGUGCUGAGUCUUCUUUGAAUACUGCUGCAAAGUCUGUAGUCCUUGAAAAGUUAGUGCAAUUAAAAAUUCCCUGAAGCAUUUGGAUAAUAUAAACUGACUUAUUCUUGAAUGUGUAGCUAGUAGUGAUGUCAAGAGAAAUGUAUGGAAAAUGGACAAAUUCUUCAACUUUAUCAGUUUAGCUGCGUAGUGAGAAUUUUGAAUGUCAGAUCAAAAUAAUCAUUAUAACAGAAUUUUGCAUUUGAAAGAACAGAUGAUGGAAGAGAUUGUUUUAUAUGUAUCUAGAACUAAAAGAGACCUUUCUUCUCACCAGAUCAGAUUUCUCAAUAAUUACUGAAAAAUGUUCUGCUGCUAAUUUAUUAAGUGUAGUCUGGCUACAGUACUGGAUUACAUAACCUCCUAAAGUUAGAAGCACUACACUUGUUUUGUUUGUGCCAGUAUUUUGUUUCAUAUGUACUGAAUAAUGGCAGCAGUUUGAGGACUUUUGUUUGUUUUCCUGAAGUCUACGUGUUCUGACUAGAUGGAUUUGUCGUUAGGACAAAUUACCAGGCUGAAUAAAUAAAAGAAUAUUUACAAGUUUAGUUAUUUGCCAAUGUAAAAUAAUAGAUAUUUUCCCCUCUACGACAUUUUGGUUAUGCGUAAUAGAUUUUGCUGCUUCCCCUUCUUUUCAGCAGCCCCUUGUUCAUCAUAACGUGGAGAGAUGUAAUAGACAAACCAUUGACUGCUACUGAGGUCUUUGUAUCUGUGGAUGAAUUGCUGGCAUUAGAAGUAGGUCAGCCAGUUACUACGGACACCCUGCAAUACUCUCUUGACUGAAAUGCCACUGUAGUUUCAACACUUUGGAAUAACCACAUACCCAUUUGGUAUGUUGUUCUGCAUUUUUCCCAGAUGAGUCCACUCUUGGUGUUUACCUCUGCCUCCGGUUCUUCUACAAGAGUAGAGUCCAGCAUUGACUGAAGAUGCAGAUGAAGAACUUGCUCUUUCUGUUCCUGCUAGCAGUGAUGCUGCCUUCUGCAUUUUCAGGCCAUAGGAUGAAGCGGCAGACUGGUGUUUGGGGAAGCUGGGGUGAAUGGGGCAAGUGCAGUCGGAGCUGUGGUGGCGGAGUCAGUGUUCGGCAACGGCACUGCUAUUUCCAAAGGACAGAAAGUGCUUCCAGUUGCAUUGGACCAACUCGAAGCUAUCGCUCAUGCAAUAUUCAGAGCUGCCCAGAAGGCUCCAGAGAUUUCCGAGCAGAGCAGUGUGCAGAGUUUGAUGGGACAGAAUUUCAAGGAAAGAAAUACAAGUGGCUUCCUUAUUAUGGAGCACCCAAUAAGUGUGAGUUAAACUGUAUUCCAAAGGGAGAAAACUUCUACUACAGACACAAGGAAACUGUGAUAGAUGGGACUACUUGUGAACCUGGCAAGCGGGAUAUCUGUGUAGAAGGAGUUUGUCAAGCUGUUGGCUGUGAUAACAUACUAGAAUCUACCAAGAAGGAGGACAAGUGCCUACAGUGCGGAGGAGAUAACAGCACCUGCUAUGAUGUGAAGGGCACUUUUGAUGUACCCAACCUCCCCAAAGGGUACAAUCAAAUCUUCAUCAUCCCUGUGGGAGCUACCAGCAUCCAAAUCAAGGAGGUUAUGCCCAGCAGGAACUUUAUGGCUGUCAAGAAUGUGCAAGGGGAUUAUUAUCUGAAUGGACAUUGGACAAUUGACUUCAGCCGAACGCUACACAUAGCUAGCACAGUUAUGCACUAUGAUCGUGGCUCAGAAGGUGAUCUGGCCCCAGAGCUCCUCCAUGCCAGGGGUCCCACCACAGAGCCCUUAGUCAUUGAGCUCAUCAGUCAGGAGCCAAACCCAGGAGUACAGUACGAAUACUACCUGCCUAUGCACAGACAGACCACAGGUUACAGCUGGAGCUACAGUUCCUGGAGUGAGUGCAGCUCCGAGUGUGGAGGAGGCUUCCAAACCCGCUUGGUGUUUUGUACCAUAGACAAUGAAAUUUAUCCAGACUAUAUGUGCAGGAACAAACCACAACCAGACAAUAACCGGACAUGUGGCCAUCAGACUUGUCCCCAAACAAAACGGACUUCUUACAUCUUUCCGCCACGAGCUUGGAGCCACGGUGGAGCACGAAACUCUCAGAUGAAGAGGUGGAAAACAGGGGAGUGGGGACCCUGCUCAGCUACCUGUGGUGGAGGCACCCAGACUCGCUCUGUUUACUGUGUAGCAUUUGAUGGUCAGAACUCCCAAGGUGUUGUGGACAACGCUGAGUGUAUGGCCUUUGCACAGCAGCCUCACAGCAGUCAGCCCUGCAACAGGAGACAGUGUGCAACCUGGAGCACAGGGCCCUGGUCAGAGUGCUCAGCCAGCUGUGGGGAAGGCGUCCAGACCCGGACUGUCACCUGCAGAACGCAGCAUGGCUCUCAGGCUCAGGACUUUGCUUGCUUAAUGGAGCCAAAGCCACCAGCCACGCAGCCCUGCCUUAAGGAGAACUGCAUCCAAGAAGUCGGUUGGCACGUUGGAGACUGGGGCCUGUGUUCAAAGAGCUGCAAUUCAGGCAUCCGGACACGCCAAGUUAUCUGCGCUGAUGGUGACUCCAAAUUCUACAGUGCUGAUAUAUGCAAAGCCAUCCAACCACAGAAGCCAGCCACACUGGGUAGCUGCAACGUGCAGCCUUGCUACCUGCCACAACAGGUCCCCAGUAUGCAGGACACUAUGGGAUAUGAUACCAGUCGACGGUCCUUGCUGACGCGUUACAACCCAGACAGCCCUCCCACAGAUUCUGGUGAUGGAAGGUUGCUCCCUGGGAGCUCCACAGUGCACAGCAGCUCUGGAAAUUACCACAUCAAUUCCACUGAGGACCAUGGCAUCAACUUGUUGCCUGUUCGCUGGGAAUCCCAGUCACGAUCAUCAAAUUAUCAUCAUCUCAACAUCACUCAGUAUCCCACUACAGGAACUGGAUCUCAGAACUGUUAUCAGACCCCACAUGGCUGCUGUCCAGAUGGACACACUCCAGCGUCAGGCCCUUUGGGGAGAGGUUGUUCCUUCAACACUUGUCACCAAAACAGGUAUGGAUGCUGUCCUGAUGGCGUAUCAGCUGCCCGAGGUCCAAACAACAUGGGAUGCCCACAGUAUGACAGUGACGUUCAUAUGAGAAGAAAUCAGCCUGCUGCAGCUGUUCCAACAGCAAGCCAAGCCUUGUCCCAGCAGCACCCCUCUGGCGAGUGCCGCAGUUCAGUGUACGGCUGCUGUUUUGACAAUGUCGCUUCAGCUUCAGGUCCUGAAGGGGAAGGAUGUCUCAAUAGGCCCAACUACCCAUAUCCUGUCAUGUGCCUGCUGCCCAGUGCUCACGGCCCCUGUGCAAACUGGACCACUCGCUGGUACUUUGUGACUGUUGUUGGAAAGUGCAAUCGGUUUUGGUAUGGUGGCUGCCAUGGCAAUAAAAACAGCUUUGCCUCAGAGGAGGAAUGCAUGAGAGUGUGUCAUAGCUCUGUGGGGAUUAGUCCUUUGGAGCACCAGCCCUCUUCUGGCACAAGAACUCUGCAACAGCAGGACACUGGCUCUCGCUUUCAUAUGGAUACUGCUCAGGGUAAGCAGCAGCCCCUUCCAGGAGAGUCUUCAAGUCACGGUCAAGAAGGAAGAGCCUAUGGGGCUUCACACCGCACACAAAACAGACAUGGGGAGAACUACUGGAGAAGGCAGGUGCUGCCAGAGACUUUGCAAAGGUCUAGUGUGAUGGAAAGCCAGCAAUGGGGCACCCAGCAAAGUAGAUUGAAAAGCCUGAGCCAGCUGCACUUGACAGGGGAAACAGCAGUGCCUGGGCCCUCCCAGAAGCUGAGUAGCAGUGGCCAGCAGGUGCUGCCACGUGAAGGCAAGCAGUGGCAUAAGGCUUCUGGAACAGAUGCUUCCAUGAUUGAAGGCUUUGGGCACCAGGUGUCUGCAGACUCCUUCCCAGCACAGAAUCUGCACAGAGCCAUUCUGGAGGAAGCCAAGCCCUCUCUUGUGACAGCAAUCAUGGGACAAAACAUCCAACUGGUCUGCAAGGCAAGUCUGUCCCCCUUCUCCAGGGUGGAGUGGAUGAAGGAUGGCCGGCCAGUCUCCUCUGACAGGCACACCUACCAGUCUGACAGCUCUUUAGUUAUCAGCCACGUCAAGCUGGAGGAUGCUGGGACUUACACAUGCCUCAUUUCUGAUGGAAGGACAGAGAGUCGGCGGCAGAUUCAGUUACAGAUCGUAGAGUACCAGAGUGCUGUUCUGGCAGAGGGUGAGAGAGGUCAGGUCCUUCACAAGGAAAAUCAGCGGCAGCGAGAGCUACCCAGAGGCGGGAAGGUUAUACAGGCAGCCGGUUCCUCUGUGCAUCCGCAAUUCACAUAUAGGUUGAGAAUGGACAAGAGCGAGCCCUCGGUAGUAGAGACCAAAGUUGGGGAGAGAGUCAGACUGCCCUGCACAGUGGAAGCAUCUCCAGCUCUCACCAUUGAGUGGCAGAAAGAUGGGCAGCCCCUCUCCCCUCCCAGACACAGACAGCAGUCAGAUGGGGCCCUGGUGAUCAGCCGGGUUAGCUCUGAGGACGCCGGCUUCUUUACCUGCAUCGCCUCAAAUGGACGUGACCAGGACCAGCGCCAGGUCCUGCUCCGACCUUUAGGAGGGCUGAGGAUUACUGGUCUUCUGCCAAGCAUCAAGGUAUCUGAAGGAGAAACUGCUCAACUUCAUUGCACAGUGACUGGCAACAAUGUGAAUAUAAGGUGGUCAAGAAAUGGAGUCCCAGUGCGGGCAGAUGGCCGCCAUAUCCACCUGUCCCAGGAUGGAAGCCUGACCAUAAGCAACAUUCAGUUGGCUGAUGAGGGAUCCUACACCUGCAGUGCCUACAGCAGCAGCAACUCUGUCAGUGCCAGCACGGAGGUGAAAGUGUUGAGGAGCAGGCCCAGCACAACUGUGAAUCAUGUUGUGGACCUGAGCAGAGAAUGUGUGGACCAGCCACACCUUGCCAACUGUGGCCUGAUCGUGCAGGCCCAGCUCUGCGGUAAUGAGUACUACGCCAGCUUCUGCUGUGCCAGCUGCUCUCACUACCAACCGCACGCCAGCCCUCCUCAUCGCAGUGGGUGACCCCGCCAAGGCCGCGUGGAACAACAGGUGACAAGACAGGAAUUUUGAACUCUGUCCUUCUACCACAUGAAACUGUGUUGGGAGCUCUGCCCUGCUUGAAAGCUCAGGAGGGCGGAUUUAAUGGUGUAGGGUAGGGUGUAAUUGCCUAAAGGUGGGAGAACCACCAUCCUCAGGUUUAUUGCAAACUUCUUUCCUCUGACCCCUGUAUGCCUUGCAAUAGCUCAUCUAUUCCUCUACAUAAUGGUAGCUGCUGCUUUUCACAGAAGGAGGUGGCGCUGGGAAUACCCUCUCUAAAUGACUUUAGAGAGGGCAAAUAACCAGAAUGAAAGAUUCUUCACAUAAGGAAAAGAGAAUAGCUCAAAAAAGUGCCAGAAGCUGAAGUGUCUGAAGAUGGGCCUGAACUGUCUUAACAAAAGCACUAAUGGCCAAGGAACAUUAAUAAUGCUGAGGAGCACAUUCCCUCUAAAUGCAAAGGAAUCUGGCCAUGACAAACAGCUUGAUGCAUGUAAAAUUGGCAUCCAGGUCCUCUAAGAUUGCCAGCUCUAGGGGCGCAGCUGUGAUGUCACCUACUGCAGCUACGUACUGUAGCUGUUUUAUUACAGUGCUCCUAAGUAGAAUUUAUCUUUGGGUCAGUUUGGUUUCCACUUGAAUGUAUUCAGCUCUGGAUUAAAAUGCAGAAGCAACACUCCACAGUAAGCUUUGGACAAAAUGGAAGAAUAUGUUUAGCCCUUUCUGAGUGGUAGGGAUCAUUGACAUGAUAACACUACAGUACGUUCUGAGAUGAUGCAGAUUAAGUAUCAGUAUCUCGGGGAAGUAUUAUGAAGUCAGCUUGGUUUUUCCAGAGCCAGAACUGCGCUGUUGAAUUUAAUGCCAAUAUGGGCUCUUGGUAGCACUGUGCUGGGUAUCAGCUUGGAGAAGAGAGUAAUACACACAUGUAAAUAGGUGUGGGGGUACUUGUCUUGCUAGAUUCAAUUUCCCAAUGAUCUGCUGUGUUGUCAGUAAACUCCAGAAACACCUGGGUCUGCAUGUGGCCUGGGCUGAUUCUUGCUGUUAUGUGCUAACAAACAGGGAUUUCCAGAUACAGAGGCAAAGCAGUUACAGCUAAAAAGUAUCCCUCCUGUCCAGACUAACACAGAACGCAGAGUGGCAGCUAGCAUGCAUGAGGCGCUGAAAGAGAAAUGCCCAGGAAUUCAGGUGUGUGUGUGUGGAGGAUGUUAAGUGUGGGAUGGUUUGUUGACCCAGCAAAGGCACAUGGCAUCUUCAGUAUCUCAAAACAGAAUUAGACCUUCCAAGCAAAACCAUUUUUUUGACAGCCUCAAAAUUGUUUCUCCAUAGCAUUAGCCCUAAAAGCAGCCGCGUUCUGCACUACCUUCUGAGUCUUGUGUGAGUUACUGGUAUUAAUUAGCAUAAUUUAUUGGAUGUAUAGAUGUAGCUAAACUUCUUUACUGGUACGCUGAUGUGUAGUGCUGAUGUUGAUGUUUGCAGGUGGGUAGUAAGGGCUGUUGUUUUGUGACAGCUUUUUUUUUUUAGUGGCUUGUUUUUCCUACUUCUGCUUCUCUAAUUUAAGGCUGCUAUGGAAGGAAGCUAAUUCUGGACUGUGAUCACACCACUCUCCUCUCCUUCAGUCCAGAACCAGCACUCAGGCAGCAGUAAUAUGUGGGUGUAAAUCCCCAAGCUUGGCAGCCUAAAGCUGGUCUGAACUCUAAAUCCAGUAAAUCAGUUCAGCUGCAUCUAAAAAUAAGAAUUACCAACCUAAUGAUUGCCCUCUCUUCAGCACAGGUGUGGCUUCAGUAUUGGACACAGUGCUUUAAGAUGUGAACAAACUGAACAGUCUAAAAGCAAUCCAGUAAAAGAGCAAGAGGUUACAGACAUUUAAAAAGCUUUUCUUUUUUAAUUGAGGUUAGUGAUAGAUUCUGCUCGCUAGAAAAGACAAAAAGCCUCAUCUUGCAGCAAAAGACUCUUUAAUUUGGUAAUUAGGAAAAGCUUCCUCUGCUGUAGGUCACAGAAUGUUACAGUUCGAGAUUGUGGAGUUACGCUCAUUGACUGUUUAAGAACCAAACUCCUGAGAUAAAUUCUAUUUGUGUUUGUACGUAAAUUUGCAGAAUGGCACUUUUGUUUUUUGGUACAGGAUGUUUUACAGUCUGGUAAGACUCUGCCUUUUGAGACCAUGGACUGAUGAGAGGCUGUGUAAAUGCCAGUCCUGUGUGGCAGGCACAGAGGGCAGCAAGGGGCUGUGAGCCCCCCCAGGAAGGUGGUUCCAAGUGGCUGGUGCCUGUAUCAGAUGCCUUUUUCCCAGAAUAAGUGGUCAUUUCUGUAAUAUCAUCCCUUUCUUUGUGUCAGGGGCCCUGUUUUCUAAUCGUAUGUGCAGUCAGUUUUCAUUUAGGCCAUAUGAUUAGACACAGCAUGGUCAGGGAGCUCUGUCUCCAGCCUAGUGAGAGCUGCAGUGGGCACCUGUGUUCUGACAGACUGGACCUUAACACUGAAGGUACUUUCUUAUUUUUUUUCCUCUCAUUUAUUCGCUGACCUCCUUUCAGAUGUGUAACCAUGGUAAUAAGGACAGGAUCUGAAGGCAGUCCGUUGCUUUAAAAUACAUGCCAUGGCUCUAACAGUUAACUAAAGCAGUGUGUUUGUAUUUUCCUAUUUGGCAAGCAGAGAAUUUUCUUCUGUGUAGUAUCAUUUAACCUCCUAAUCAAAUGUUUAUAUUAUUUGAUUUGAGAAUCAAGAUAGUGGUUUUCUUCUCUAAACAAAGGAUCAUAGGAAGGUCAUCUCUAUCCCCUUUAUCCUUAUCUCCCAGGCAGAGGAAGGGUGUAGCUUUUUCCAUCUGAUAUUUGGGCACUGCUCUGACAGACUGAGGAAUUAAUAGGAGAAAGGGAAAAAAAAAACCACAAAAACCACAAACCCAACCAUGUACAGCAUUCUAUUAUAAAUGUUAGAUCUCUAAGCAUAUAUGACUAAGAAUUUGCUAGCUUUCUGAAAGUUAAAUAAGCACAGAUACCAACUCCAAUGCCAGAGAGUGUGCUGCUGGGGAUUACUGUUGGUGCUGUACUCCACACAGGUAUGCUUAAGGUAAGAAAGAACCUGUAAAGAAAGAAGCCCCCAUUUUAUAGCCCAUCACCGUACCUGCCUGGAAAUGGAAACUGCUGGCAAGCUCAAAUGCUAUGGCCAAUGCAAGGCAGCAUUUCUCUCCUUUCAGGUUACGAAGUCUGACUUGAUAUUUUUUAAUAUGUCUAACACUACUUUGUGCAUGUAAGCAUGCGCUAAAAACCAACCACACUGAUAGGAUGGGUAUCGGCUUUCUGGGAGAACAGAAAGGAGUGAAAAUACGGUGUCAUCCCAGGCGGCUCUUAGGACCCUCACUCCUUUUAAUAGCAAAGGAAAAGAAAACCCGAGUGAGUAUUCCUUUCACCUGUUUUUGAAAGUUUGUGUUUUCAUUGUGUAAACGUUCAAUGUUAGAAAAUUCAGUGUUGUAAACCCAGAAACUAAUAUUUCCCAUAAAACCCUCCUUUGCAGAGCUUUAAAUAGCUAUAGGGCAAAUGGAUAUUGGCAAGUUCAGUCUUAAAGUUCAAGGUAAUAUAACGUGGGGUACAAAAUGAGAGGUGUUAAAAUACCACGAGCCAGAAGGACAAAUCCUGAAAAUCAAAUAGGGAGAGGGGAAAUAAAGCUUUCACAGACGGUGCUUCUACCACCAACAUUUAUUUCUGUUAAAGCAGAUUAUAAAUCAUCAGUACAAAUAUAUAUAACUUACAUUUGCUUGUAAGGCCAAAGUUUAAAAGUAAAGUUAAAAUGAGAUGGAUUUCACAAGUCACCAGAGGCAGAACCUGGACCAGCUGCAGCCUUACCACAAGGUUUCACAAAUCCGUGGAAAAAAUAAAAACAAAAGUUAAAAAACCUCUAAGAUCUAUUGACAGACAAACAGAAAAUGGGUUCCUAGGCAGCCCCAGGAUGUUAGAUAUGGUUACAGUAAGUUUUUGUCACAGUAGUGUUAGAACCAAUAGAUUAAGACAAGAAAACUGCAGCAAUACAUGAAAGAAAAAAAAAUGUACUAUAUAUAAUAUGUAGCUUGAUUCCAAUAAAAAAACAGUUAAUUUUCCCCAUGGUUUUCAGACCAUGACAAUACUGUUCUUUAAUUUUCAUUAUUUAAAACUACAAUAUAAUGACUUAUUGGUUGUGAUUGUUGUUGCAAUAUGCUACUUACAAUGAACAGGUACAAGAACAAGCUAGAGCCCCCUUUUCCACCCCCCAACGUUACUUACAAUAAGAAUCGGAGAUAAAUCAAUCUUAUGUACAAUUUCUUACAUUCACCCCCCCCCCCUUUUUUUUAAACCUUUGGCAAGAUUACUUACAACUCAUACAUCUUUUAAUAUCCACUAUUUAAAAUAUUCUAAAUGCAUAAAAAUAAAGAUUUUGGCUUUA